Messenger RNA from Bicyclus anynana (squinting bush brown), 1192 nucleotides. RefSeq lists its product as uncharacterized. The record is from RefSeq and is a predicted model, not a curated record. Lineage: Eukaryota; Metazoa; Arthropoda; Insecta; Lepidoptera; Nymphalidae. The transcript is spliced from 7 exons. Bases 1 to 1104 code for a protein of 367 amino acids.
AUGGACAAGGACAUUUCCAAGUUAAAUGUGACCGACCUCCUUGGUCCACUGUUGAUUUGUGUACCAAAAUACCAAAAGUUAAAAUUAAUUGUUUUAACUGUUUCUUUUUUUUCAGAUAAUCUCAUAGUGUUAACUGAUUCUGCUGUAAUAUAUUUUAACAUAAACAAUUUUGAAGCUAUCAAAACACUUCAAAUAAGCAAAAUAGAUGUUUCACGGGUUUUAAAGAGAGUUAAUGACGGCCUUCCCUAUGGAUUGCGUAACAGAACGAGGGCGGGAAUAUGUGGCCUACGUCAACCUAGAACAGAUUCUCUUGAGAAAGUAAACUGGUAUCAAGAAACUUCAUCAUUGAUUGCUGAACUCAACUCAACAGAAAUUCUUAAACUGUCUCUUACUAACAAAUUACAUACAGAACCUGUUGAUUCAGAUACAGUAAAUAAAAUAUAUAUCAAUAGACCGUUUACAUAUAAGGUCCAUUUAAAUUCUUGCUAUGUUAUCUCUGAAAGUGUCCUCUGGGUCUAUACAGCCAAGCCCAAUCGUUGGGAUACGAAACGGAUAGCAAAAUAUUACGGAGAUGAGAUAUUACUUCACAGCAUACACAUACACAAUGAGAAUGUGUAUGUUCUGUUAACAAAGGGUGACGUUCUUCUUGCUGAUUUAAACCAUAACAAGUUCAAAAAAAUAUUUCACUUGACUGAUCCUCUAUCCUUGUGGGGUGGCGAUUCAGUGCCAUUCAUGUUUGGUACUUGCAUUCUUCUAAGAAAUGUACCAAAUGCCAAACCCUGUGAACACCCUGAAGUUAACCCUUACAGAAAAACCGAGUCAUUGAGUAGCAUAUAUCGAGACGGAGUCACGUGUGUUUUAGAACAUGGUCACGUUGUACUCCUUGGAUAUAGAGAUGGAGACAUCGAAAUUUAUCUUUAUAAAAAAAUAAUUGAUUCAGGAGUACCGGAGGUAAAAUUCAAUUUACAAUAUUUUAUAGAUGGUACAAUGCACAAGGAACCGGACCUGAGAAUCAGAUCACUUGACAUUUACGAUGAUGAUGCAGGACAUCAUUUGUUUGUAUCGACAUAUUGUAAUGUCUAUGAAGUGUUGUUAAGUUUUUAAGUUCUACCAUAAAUAUUUUCAUUCUAUUGAAUUUAUAAUACUUAAAUAAAUAAUUGUAAUGUUUUAAAUAAAUGAAAUAAAUGUAAUA